ACCUUCAAACGGUGCCCUCCCCUGCCCACCACCAGCGUGAUCAUUGUGUUCCACAACGAGGCUUGGAGCACGCUGCUGAGGACGGUGUACAGCGUCCUCCACACCUCCCCGGCCGUCCUCCUCAAGGAGAUCAUCCUCGUGGACGACGCCAGCGUGGACGAUGUGCUGAAGGACGAGCUGGACGAGUAUCUGAAGCGGCUGCCCAUCGUCCGAGUCGUCCGCCAACGAGAGAGGAAAGGACUCAUUACGGCGCGGCUGCUGGGGGCCUCCGUGGCGACUGGCGAUACGCUCACCUUCCUGGACGCCCACUGCGAAUGCUUUAACGGCUGGCUGGAGCCUCUGCUGGCCAGGAUUGCAGAGAACUACACUGCGGUAGUUAGUCCGGACAUCACCACCAUCGACCUCAAUACCUUUGAGUUCAUGAAGCCGUCCCCCUACGGGCAGAACCACAACCGGGGCAACUUUGACUGGGGUCUGUCCUUCGGCUGGGAGAGUCUCCCAGAUCAGGAGAAACGGAGGAGGAGGGAUGAAACGUACCCUAUCCGGACCCCGACCUUCGCUGGUGGACUCUUCUCCAUCUCCAAAGAGUAUUUCUAUCACAUCGGGAGCUACGAUGAGGAAAUGGAAAUCUGGGGCGGGGAAAAUAUCGAGAUGUCCUUCAGGGUGUGGCAGUGCGGCGGGCAGCUGGAGAUCCUCCCGUGCUCCAUAGUCGGCCACGUCUUCCGGACCAAGAGCCCCCACACCUUCCCGAAGGGCACGCAGGUGAUCGCCCGCAACCAGGUGCGCCUGGCCGAGGUGUGGAUGGACAACUACAAGGAGAUCUUCUACCGUCGCAACCAGCAAGCUGCGCAGAUGGCCAAAGACAGGGCUUUUGGAGACGUCUCCAGACGCGUCGAACUCCGGGAUCGGCUGCAGUGUAAGAGCUUCUCCUGGUAUUUGAAGAACGUCUACCCAGAGGUCUUCAUGCCUGAUCUCAACCCUCUCCACUUUGGCUCGGUGAAAAAUGUUGGUAAAGACUCGUGCCUGGACGCCGGCGAGAACAACGAGGGUGGGAAACAACUGAUCAUGUAUCCCUGCCACGGUCUGGGAGGAAACCAGUAUUUUGAGUACUCCACCCAUCACGAGGUUAGACACAACAUUCAGAAGGAGCUGUGUUUACACGGGACAGAGGGGACCGUGAAGCUGGAGGACUGCCAGUAUAAAGGCAAGAGCACGUCUGUGGCCGCCGAGCAGAAGUGGGAGCUGAGGGAUAAGCAGCUCUUCCUGCCGGGGCUGGACAUGUGCCUGAGCGCCCGUCACGAGCACCCGACGCUGACCACCUGCAACCCCUCAGACCGAUACCAGCUCUGGCUUUUUGUCUGA
Messenger RNA from Lampris incognitus (smalleye Pacific opah), 1362 nucleotides. RefSeq names its product UDP-N-acetyl-alpha-D-galactosamine:polypeptide N-acetylgalactosaminyltransferase 3 (GalNAc-T3) (gene galnt3). The annotation marks the transcript as partial. Lineage: Eukaryota; Metazoa; Chordata; Actinopteri; Lampriformes; Lampridae. Gene Ontology annotation, cellular component: Golgi apparatus. The transcript has 9 exons. The record is from RefSeq and is a predicted model, not a curated record.